UCUUUUCCCCUUCAUCCCUAUAUCAAAAGUCCCAAGCCCACCAUUUCACUCACUCCUGCCCCCAAAAAAUGGCUCCACAUUUCCCCUCCCUACACACCCUUUUCCUCAUCUUCGUAUCUUCUUUCCAACUCGCCAGGCCUUUCACAGUCAUCAUGUCGGAUUCAGGCGUGCCAUCCACCCUCAUCGACGGGCCUCAGACAGGGUUUUCAAUGAACAAGAAUGGGGCUCGGACCAACCCACGUGAGCAGGAGGCGGUUUAUGAUAUAAUGCGAGCCACGGGGAAUGAUUGGGCCACGAGCAUCCCAGACGUGUGCCGGGGGCGUUGGCAUGGUAUCGAGUGCAUGCCCGACAAAGAUAACGUCUACCACGUUGUCUCCCUGUCUUUCGGGGCGUUGUCGGAUGACACGGCUUUCCCUACUUGUGACCAGAAGAAGUCGUACAUUUCAGAGUCCAUUACCAAGCUUCCUCAUAUCAGGACAUUAUUUUUAUACCGUUGUUUCAGUUACAAUCCUCAGCCGAUUCCAACGUUUUUGGGCAAGCUGGGUUCUACGUUGCAAACUCUAGUCCUCAGGGAAAAUGGGCAUGUUGGUCCCAUUCCUAGUGAACUAGCAAACCUUACUCGGUUAAGGGUCCUUGAUCUUCACAAGAACAAUCUCAAUGGUUCGAUUCCAGUUUCAUUAGGCCGGAUCACUGGCCUAAGGUCGUUGGAUUUGAGUGGGAACAAGUUAACCGCUUCAAUUCCUGGUUUUAGCUACCCAGUUUUGAAUGUUUUGGACCUUAGCCAAAAUCUUCUAAUGGGUCCAAUCCCAUCAAGCCUUGGGUCAUGCCAGUCUUUAGUUAAAAUGGAUUUUAGCCACAAUAGUCUAACUGGCUCAAUACCCGAUUCAGUUGGUGGGCUAAAGGACCUCAUGCUUAUGGAUAUGAGCUAUAAUCGCUUGUCCGGCCCAUUUCCUAUAUCACUAAGAAGCUUAACUUCCCUCCAAGCUUUGAUUCUCAAAGGCAACCAAAUGGGAUCAACAGCCAUUCCCAGUGAUUGCUUUGACGGAAUGAAGAGUUUAAUGAUCCUAGUUUUAUCAAACAUGAAUUUACAUGGUCUGAUCCCUGCGUCAAUAGGUCGGUUACCGAACCUCCGGGUCGUUUACCUUGAUGGAAACCGCUUCAAUGGUUCAAUUCCCAGCAACUUUAGAGACUUGAAGCAUGUUAGUGAACUAAGGCUGAAUGAUAAUUACUUGACUGGACCAGUUCCAUUUGGAAGACAAAUGGUUUGGAAGAUGAGAAGAAAGCUUAAGCUUAACAACAAUUCAGGAUUAUGUUAUAAUGCAAAUAGUGGUCUUGAAGAUGCCUUGGAUACAUCCUUUGAUACAGGCAUUGGUUUGUGUGAUACACCUAAACCUGGUUCAGCAAGGACAGUGCAGCACUUAUCCACCAUGAAUGAAGAAGAUAUGACAAGAACAACAAAUGUAUCAUCUGGAGCAGUUCAUAAGACUUUAGUUUCUGUUAGAUUGUUUCAGUUAACAGCAUUACUUUUGUUCAUUUUGCUGUUUCUGUAAGGGAAAAGAAGGCUUGUAAAUCACAGUUCUUUGUACGUCUUAGUUGGCCUCAUAAAUGAAUCAAUUGUUGUUUGUUGAGGGAAA
Molecule: messenger RNA, 1634 nt
Organism: Theobroma cacao (cacao)
Lineage: Eukaryota; Viridiplantae; Streptophyta; Magnoliopsida; Malvales; Malvaceae
Gene: TMM
Product: Leucine-rich repeat (LRR) family protein
Molecular function (GO): protein binding
Source: RefSeq, a predicted model, not a curated record